AUGUCACAUCAUCAACCAACUACACAAACACAAGAUACCGACUAUUCAAGUGAUUUCGAUUCGUUUGCUGCAACAUUCAACAAUUUCAAACCAAAAGAGUUCAAACCAUCGAUUGAAACAAGUAAUUUAAUUCUGAGUGCUGCUAGAUUAGAGUUAGAAUCAAUGACUUUGAAGCAAACAAUGUCAGAAACCAUGAAAUCGUUUCUGAAACUUCCAGGUAAAAAACUAACUGAGACCCUUUCACAAAUCAAACAGAUUCAAAAAGAUAUCCAGGAAUUAAAAUUGAUUACCAAUAAGAGGCAGUCUUGCAACCAAGAUAUUAAAGAAGAGUUGUUAGAAACUAAAGACUUGGUUCUGAACAAACAAGACGAAUCUUUUCUCCAAAUUGAAGAAUUGCUUUCAAAUCACUGGAAGAUUAUUGAAAAGGGGUUUCAGGAACAAACAAAUCAGUUUCUGGAAAUUAUUCAGAAUAAUCAACAUUUACUCGAGGCUUCAUCACAACAAUACCAUUCUAAUUUACAAGAAAAAAUCGAACAUCAGUUGAUAGAAUACAACAACAAGUUGACUACUCAACUCACAAGACAAGAUAAAGACAUUCAAGAAAUCAAACAAUUCUUAAAAUUAUUGGUUCCCCGAGUAGUUGGUAUCGAAGCAUCCUAUAGAGUUCUUUCAACUGAAAAUCCGAUAAUGGGAAAAACAAAGGCAAAGUCCAAACCAAAACCAAUCAAACGGAAGAAACAAAGCUAG
This is a messenger RNA of Candida dubliniensis CD36, 747 nucleotides long. RefSeq lists its product as uncharacterized. The transcript has a single exon. The record is from RefSeq and is a predicted model, not a curated record. NCBI's taxonomy places the organism in Eukaryota, Fungi, Ascomycota, Pichiomycetes, Serinales, Debaryomycetaceae. Bases 1 to 747 code for a protein of 248 amino acids.